Messenger RNA from Periophthalmus magnuspinnatus, 2229 nucleotides. It is a transcript of the gene eif5, whose product is annotated as eukaryotic translation initiation factor 5. Gene Ontology annotation, biological process: formation of translation preinitiation complex; formation of cytoplasmic translation initiation complex; translational initiation. Gene Ontology annotation, cellular component: cytosol. The record is from RefSeq and is a predicted model, not a curated record. Lineage: Eukaryota; Metazoa; Chordata; Actinopteri; Gobiiformes; Gobiidae. The coding region runs from base 572 to 1870 and encodes 432 amino acids. The transcript has 12 exons. Gene Ontology annotation, molecular function: GDP-dissociation inhibitor activity; translation initiation factor activity; eukaryotic initiation factor eIF2 binding.
UUAGUGCGUUUUAUUCUGCCUUUCCGUCUCGUUUCCACCGGAUGUGGAGACGGGGCGCGCGGACAGUCGCUUGACGCUCUUUGCCAAAACGACUUGUGCUUCUCCGCUUUUCGCAGAACAUUCGAGAGGUCUCUGGCUCUUGGGACUCGGCUCCUCUGUGUCCACUUCGGCACCGUUUGCACCACUUUGGCACCGUUUUGACGCUGAGGGUGUUGAACUGUGCAUCUUUACAUCGCGACAAUACUCUUCUUUAACAAGACUCUUUGCUGUAAUCGAUACGAGGCCAGCAUCCAGCCAGCGACAUCGUUCACUGCGGUUCUUGGACGACUAGUGUUGGGUUUAUGUCUUUGUUGUGCGAAAACGAGCUGUUGCGCAGCCGUUGGAUCCUGUGUGGUGGAACCGUUGCCUUGAAGCCCUCAGCUCUCGGCCACAGCGGCACAGCGUUUUUCAUGUCAGAGACCGAGCUCGCUUGUACUCGUUUAUGUCAUCCCCUCUUUUCCAGACAGAAGAUCCCGAAAAGUCCCCAAAGAUCCUCUUAUCUCACUGAUAGUGCUCACAGCAUCCAUCCAACAUGGCUGUCAACGUCAACCGCAGCGUGUCAGACCAGUUCUAUCGCUACAAAAUGCCCCGUCUGAUCGCUAAGGUGGAAGGCAAAGGGAAUGGAAUCAAGACGGUCAUUGUCAACAUGGUGGAUGUUGCCAAGGCUCUGAACAGGCCUCCGACAUACCCAACCAAGUUUUUUGGUUGUGAACUGGGCGCUCAGACCCAGUUCGAUUCCAAAAACGACCGCUACAUCGUCAACGGCUCCCACGAGGCCAAUAAGCUGCAGGACAUGCUCGACGGGUUCAUACGGAAAUUUGUGCUGUGCUCCGAGUGCGACAACCCCGAAACUGAUCUGCAUGUCAACCCCAAGAAACAAACCAUCGGCUCUUCGUGUAAGGCCUGUGGGUACCGCGGCAUGCUCGACACCAGACACAAACUCUGCACUUUCAUCCUCAAAAACCCACCAGAGGCAACAGAGAGUGGGUCAGCUUCAGUCAAGAAAGAAAAGGAGAAGAAGAACCGGAAGAAGGACAAAGAAAACGGCUCUGGAAGCGGAGAGGCCGGGAACAACGAGCACAUCGACGCUCCGGACGCAGUGGAUGGAGACGAUGAUGAUGAGGACUGGGCGGAGGAGACUACAGAGGAGGCACAGAGACGCAGGAUGGAGGAGAUCAGUGACCACGCCAAAGUCCUGACCCUCAGCGACGACCUGGAGAAACCUCUGGAGGAGAGGGUCAACUUGUUCUAUAACUUUGUCAAGCAUAAGAAGGAGACCGGUACGAUCGACGCGGCGGAUAAGGAGAUUCUGGCUGAAGCGGAGCGUUUGGACGUGAAGGCCAUGGGACCCCUGAUUCUCAGCGAGCUCCUGUUCGACGAAAACAUCAGAGAGCAGAUCAAGAAGUACAAACGCCACUUCCUCCGGUUCUGCCAUGAUAAUAAGAAAGCCCAGAAGUACCUGUUAGGAGGUUUCGAGUGUGUGGUGAAGCUGCACCAAGUUCAGCUUCUGUCCCGAGUCCCGAUCAUCCUCAAAGACCUGUACGACGCCGACCUGCUGGAGGAGGAUGUCAUCUUUGCCUGGGCUGAGAAGGUCUCCAAGAAGUAUGUCUCUAAGGAACUAGCCAAAGAGAUCCACGCUAAAGCGGCUCCGUUUGUGAAGUGGCUGAAGGAGGCAGAGGAGGAGAGUGAAGGCAGUGAGGAGGAAGAAGAGGAGGACGACGAGAACGUAGAGGUGGUGUACUCGUCCUCAGCCCGUGAGCUCAAAGUGGAGACUGUGAAAACUGUAACUCCAGAGAAAGAAGAGGACGAUAUUGACAUCGACGCCAUUUAAACGUCGCUUCUGUUUAAACCGCUCUGUAAAUGAAACCUUAUAUUAAAUGACUUCCCUCUCUCCUCUUCCUUUAACUCGCCCAUUUACCCAUAACCCCCCUCUCUCUUCCUCUCCUUUCUCCAGAAUCCUCCUCUCCGCUCGUGGCAUGACCUAACGUUAGUGCUUUACCUGCUGCUCACUGAUGCUGUGUUCAGAUUUAUUGAUGAAAAUGAGUUUGAUAAAUUGACGUAUUGGGGUUUUAAUCGUGGGCGUGUUUUUGGGAGAUAAUUUGAAAAUGCACAUUGUUUUUUUGUUUUCUUUUUGCUUUUUUUGUCCCUAUAUUUUUCCAGUACAAUAAAAGAUGAAUGUUUUGCUAUCCA